AUGCCUUCGGAGUUAGGGAAUGCUACACUAGCUGCUUUCUCAACGGCCGUUGCUACGUGGUACGGCAGUCCCACCGGAGCAGGAAGUGGCGGAGCUUGUGGUUUUGAAAAUGAUGUGAUAAAUGCUCCUUACUAUGGCAUGAUUUCUGCUGGAAACCAAAAAAUAUUUAGAUCUGGAGCUGGUUGUGGGACUUGUUACUCGAUAAAAUGCAGUGAAAAUCCAUCUUGCUCAGGAGCUCCAAUAAGUGUAACAAUCACAGACGAGUGCCCUGGCGCCUGUAAUAAUGAGCCUUUUCACUUUGAUUUAAGUGGAAAAGCCUUUGGCUCUUUAGCAAAACGUGGGCAAGCUGAUGCUUUAAGGAAAGCCGGAAGGAUCAACGUUCAAUACACAAGGAUAAGAUGCCGAUACAAGUCAAACAUAGCAUUUAAGAUCGACAAGGGGUCGAACCCCUUCUAUCUAUCUUUCGCGGUGGAGGAUGUCAACGGUGACGGAGAGCUCGCCGGAGUGGCGAUAUUGCCCCAAGGCUGGAAAUCGUGGGCUCCGAUGCAACGUGUUUUUGGGGAGACUUGGAAAUUCGACGUGCCGAGCGCCGCCGCCGGUCCCUAUUCGGUUAGGUUGACCGAUAGCACCCGGACAUCGGUCGUGGCUCGAAAUGUGAUUCCGGUGAAUUGGGCGCCUCAGAAAACAUAUUACUCAAUUGUUAAUUUUGCUUGA
Molecule: messenger RNA, 714 nt
Organism: Salvia miltiorrhiza (redroot sage)
Lineage: Eukaryota; Viridiplantae; Streptophyta; Magnoliopsida; Lamiales; Lamiaceae
Product: expansin-B4-like
Exons: 4
Coding region: 1-714 (237 amino acids)
Biological process (GO): sexual reproduction
Cellular component (GO): extracellular region
Source: RefSeq, a predicted model, not a curated record